AUGGCACUUGUUCGCCCACCGCUUCCUACUUCUCUGCUCAUUGCCCCGAACUCGCAGGCUUGUUUACUCUCUCAACGUGGUUCCUGCUGGCUCCCAUUCAACAGAAUGAGUGACAGCGAAACAAAUGAGCAUCCUACAGUCUGCGUGUCGCCUCCUCUUCCUCUGUCUUCUCCUGUGAUCAAGAAGAAAGCUAUCUUAAUCCCAUCGUUUGAUGACAAGGGCCUCAUCUUUACAAAGAGCAACUCUAAACUCUCAGCAGCUGAUGGAUCAAAUGAAGUAAUUUCCUCCAAAGCCUCAUGUCAGUUCAUGCGAGGUAAAGAAUGUCUGAAUUCACAGAGAAACAACAAGGAGAGAGCUUCAACUCUUCCAAGGUCAAAACCCUCAGCACCCAAGUCCAUGACCGCCUCUGUCAAACCUAACAUCUGCAUUUCCCCUGCUCCACUGCCAAGUUCCUCUCCUACACUCCCAUCUCUCAAACCGAGACCAAGGGAUUCACUUCUUUCUCCCGCCUGGGAGUUGGGUGAAUUUCAUCCAAUACCACAACAGCCAGACCCUAAGCCAAGAGUGUCUCCAACUCUGACUGUUCCAACACCCAGGCUGAGCCCCACCCCUUCAUCAGCCACCCAAAGCCAACAAGAGAGGCAACCGUCUCCCAUUGCUCAAGAGAGACACGCCAGAUCUAUUUUCCUUUCUAACAUGACAAUGGGGCCUUCCAAAAACAUCAAACAUGAAGUUCUUGACCAAGGAACGUUACUGCAUUUUACCCAUCCUGGCAAAAAAAACAUCAGCAGAGAGCCCCGGCAUACGACUGAGAUUUCCAGGCUUCCAGCAACAUCUCACAAAGCCUGCAUAGUUCAAAGUAAAGUUGGAUUGAAGAAAGCAGAAAUUACAGAUACAGACCAACCAAAGACUCUGAACAGAGACCAUAAUAUUGUUACCACGCCGAAACCAAAGCUAAUCACCAAACAGCAAAAACAGUGCGACCCCAGCCAAGCAACAAGCAGUUCUGAUACUGUUCCACCAAUGUCUGAUGUCCCUUCUGUGAACUCAAGACUUCUAAGUAGAUUAGCAGACAACAGCCUUAAGAACAAUUAUACUCACACUUCUUUCUGUGCACCAUUUAAUCAGUCAUUUGUGCAAACAGAUCCCAAUAAAGGAACAAAGUUGACCCAACUGUCCCCUUGUACAGAUUCCCAGAAUAGUCUUUAUUCAGACAAAAGUGAAACAAGAAGAAAAUUUGACCAUGACACUGAAAAAAGGAGAAAAGAACGAGAAGCUCAAUCUCUAAAAAGCAAGUCCCCUCAGCAUCAAAUAUCUCUACCAGACCAAACGCCCAGCCACUCCACCCAGACAGAUGUAAAAAGUGCAGUAAGCUGGUCUGAGAAAUCAUUAGGGGAUUUAAGCUGCCAGUCAAGAGACCUCAGUCAGAUACUUCAGAAACAUUGGAGUGGACAGAGAUUAAAUCAAGUUAAGACGUCCAUGGGGGCAUCUCAGAGCCUGGGGACCUUCCAACCUGUUUCUGAUGAAUCUUUGAAUUCUCAACAUGGAUCCUGUUCAAACAUUGACAGAAGACUUACACAUCUCUGGAAUCAGGAGCUGACAGAAGAACGAGAAAACCAAAAGGACAUUAACUUUAGUCACAGAGCUUUAAAUCAAACAAGUGUUUUUAAAACACCUGACCACAAUGAGGCUGCAAAAGCAUUACCAAAAAACCCCUUGGCCCCAACAGUGGCAGAAUGCCCAUUUAAGACAAACAGACCAAGCAAUAACUUCAAGAGAGCCACUGACUGGCUGCAGCAGGCAUUUCACCAGCCUUCAGAAGAGACCGCUACACCUGGUCACCAACAAAACCAUCAACCAAACUACUCUGACCUAUACAGAGCAUUUAUCACUGAAGAUUCAGAAGACCCUUAUUACGUCACUAUGCACUACCCAGAUUCAGUGUAUGUAGCUAACCCUAUCUACUUCAGGGACAGUAGCAGUCAACCUGCAGCCUUGGUGGUCACUCCAAAAAGCAAGCUGCUGUCUCAACAUUAG
Messenger RNA from Cyprinodon tularosa, 2037 nucleotides. RefSeq lists its product as uncharacterized. NCBI's taxonomy places the organism in Eukaryota, Metazoa, Chordata, Actinopteri, Cyprinodontiformes, Cyprinodontidae. The record is from RefSeq and is a predicted model, not a curated record. The coding region runs from base 1 to 2037 and encodes 678 amino acids. The transcript is spliced from 4 exons.